This is a messenger RNA of Oncorhynchus keta (chum salmon), 2209 nucleotides long. It is a transcript of the gene cmbl, whose product is annotated as carboxymethylenebutenolidase homolog (Pseudomonas). NCBI's taxonomy places the organism in Eukaryota, Metazoa, Chordata, Actinopteri, Salmoniformes, Salmonidae. The coding region runs from base 167 to 907 and encodes 246 amino acids. Gene Ontology annotation, molecular function: hydrolase activity. The transcript is spliced from 6 exons. The record is from RefSeq and is a predicted model, not a curated record.
ACUUCGGACUGGGAACGACGCUCACGCGGUCGAAGAGGGCGUUCCUUCUAGUCAACCAUUCACACAUUUUUCACUUUUCCACGGCGGAAGAAAACUAAACUCUAACGGGAAGGGGAGAAAUAUACUAUUUUUUAGAGUCAGUGCGCGGGGGUACCGGUUAGUUGAGAUGGCCAAUGAGGCGAAGCCGUGUCCAUGUGACAUGGGAUACAUGAUGGAGUAUGGAGGUGUUGGCCAGGAGGUCCAGAUAGAACACAUCAAGGCCUACCUGGUCAAGCCUCCCUCUGAUUCAGACAAGGCUGUCAUCAUCAUCCAGGACAUCUAUGGCUGGCAGCUACCCAACACCAGAUACAUGGCUGACAUGCUGGCCUCCAAUGGAUACAUUGCAGUGUGUCCUGACUUCUAUGUUGGAAAGGAGCCGUGGAGUCCAUCACAAGAUUGGUCUACGUUUCAGCAGUGGCUGGAGGACAAGAAGCCCACCAAUAUCAACAAGGAGGUGGACGCAGUCCUGAGGUUUCUGAAGAGCCAGUGUGGGGCCCUGCGUAUUGGGGCAGUGGGCUUCUGCUGGGGGGGGGUGGCCACCCACUACCUGGCUCUGCAGUACCCUGAGGUCAGGGCAGGGGUAUCUGUCUAUGGAAUCAUCAGAGAGAGGGAGGACAGGUAUGAACUGAAGAGCCCGACGCUGUUUAUCUUCGGAGAGAAGGAUGACGUCAUCCCACUGGACCAGGUGAGUGUCCUGGAGAAGAACCUGCAGGAGAAGUGUACAGGUGUAGACUACCAUGUGAAGGUCUUCCCAGGUCAGACUCAUGGCUUUGUUCACCGGAAGAGAGAGGACAUCAACACCACAGACCAGCCCUGCAUCCAGGAGGCCAGGACAGACAUACUCAACUGGUUGCAGAAAUACAUGUAGAAUAUCUACAGUGCAGUUGUCAAUCAUCUGCCGUCCAUGGUAGAGUGAACAGAAAGGAUAAAAACACAAAUCCAAUUUCACUACACCACUAACCUUAUUAAAAAGAAAUAGCUAAUGUAAUUGAUCAUCAGUUCUGAGGUCAUUUCCACAUAUGUCCUUACUGAAUAGCAGCCUAUCUGGUGAUUAUCAUGUCCUUGAUUUAUCAUGAUCAAAUUCAAGCUGACGGGGUGUUUUAAUGUGGAAUCUGUUGUUGCCAUAUUUGUAGUAGACUUUAGUUUUGUACCUUUUUCUUGCAGUACAUUGUACACAUCUCUUCCUUUUAUACAUGAUCUCUUCCUUGUAUACAUGAUCUCUUCCUUGUAUACAUGAUCUCUUCCUUGUAUACAUGAUCUCUUCCUUGUAUACAUGAUCUCUUCCUUGUACACAUCUCUUCCUUGUACACAUGAUCUCUUCCUUGUACACAUGAUCUCUUCCGUGUAUACAUGAUCUCUUCCUUGUGCACAUGAUCUCUUCCUUGUGCACAUGAUCUCUUCCUUGUGCACAUGAUCUCUUCCUUGUACACAUCUCUUCCUUGUAUACAUGAUCUCUUCCUUGUACACAUCUCUUCCUUGUACACAUGAUCUCUUCCUUGUACACAUGAUCUCUUCCUUGUAUACAUGAUCUCUUCCUUGUACACAUGAUCUCUUCCUUGUAUACAUGAUCUCUUCCUUGUAUACAUGAUCUCUUCCUUGUAUACAUGAUCUCUUCCUUGUACACAUGAUCUCUUCCUUGUAUACAUGAUCUCUUCCUUGUAUACAUGAUCUCUUCCUUGUACACAUGAUCUCUUCCUUGUACACAUGAUCUCUUCCUUGUACACAUGAUCUCUUCCUUGUAUACAUGAUCUCUUCCUUGUACACAUGAUCUCUUCCGUGUACACAUGAUCUCUUCCUUGUACACAUGAUCUCUUCCUUGUACACAUGAUCUCUUCCUUGUACACAUGAUCUCUUCCUUGUAUACAUGAUCUCUUCCUUGUACACAUGAUCUCUUCCUUGUAUACAUGAUCUCUUCCUUGUAUACAUGAUCUCUUCCUUGUAUACAUGAUCUCUUCCUUGUAUACAUGAUCUCUUCCUUGUAUACAUGAUCUCUUCCUUGUACACAUCUCUUCCUUGUACACAUGAUCUCUUCCUUGUACACAUGAUCUCUUCCGUGUAUACAUGAUCUCUUCCUUGUACACAUGAUCUCUUCCUUGUAUACAUGAUCUCUUCCUUGUAUACAUGAUCUCUUCCUUGUAUACAUGAUCUCUUCCUUGUACACAUGAUCUCU